UCCUCGGCUUCCUUGAUUGGAUCCAUGGACCCUCACCUCAGCUCCCACGUCCACGCCGCGGCGGCUGCCAGUCCGAAUGGCAAGGCGACGGGAGAUGACGCUCUGCCAUCGGCGGUCGUUGACGUCGAGGCGCCCGCGCCGACGCAGACGACGUCCGAGGCCGACCCGAGCGACAGCGGCGUCGACUACAUGGCCCGUGCGCAGUGGCUCCGCGCCGCGGUCCUAGGCGCCAAUGACGGCCUCGUCUCCGUGGCCUCCCUCAUGAUAGGCGUCGGCGCCGUGAACGUGACCCGCAAGGCCAUGCUCGUGUCCGGCCUGGCGGGGCUCGUGGCCGGCGCCUGCAGCAUGGCCAUCGGCGAGUUCGUGUCCGUGUACGCGCAGUACGACAUCGAGGUGUUGCAGAUCAAGCGCGAUGGCGAGGGCGAUGCCGCCGACGGCGGCGGCAGCGGCGGCAAGGAGAGCCUGCCGAGCCCGACGCAGGCCGCGCUCGCGUCGGCGCUGGCGUUCGCGGUCGGCGCCCUUCUACCGCUGAUGUCCGGCGUGUUCAUCCCGUCGUGGGCCGCCAGGGUCGCCGCGGUGUGCGCGGCGAGCAGCGCCGGCCUGGCCGGGUUCGGUGCUGCGGGCGCGUACCUGGGCGGCGCGAACGUGGUGAGAUCCGGGCUCAGGGUCCUCGUGGGCGGGUGGUUCGCCAUGCUCGUCACGUACGGCGUGCUCCGGCUGUUCGGAACGGUGUUUCACAUACACCUCUCGUCGGCGUGAUCGGAGAAAUGGACUAAAAUAAAACAAGGGGCUUGCCCAUGGCUGAUAGGAGGAUGACAGCUCCUACCUUGAGAACGUGAAAUCCUGCAUGUCUUGGCUAGCAAACUAGCGAUCUCUUGGAUAGCGAAAGGGGAAUAAGGGGGUCUGUGUAG
Molecule: messenger RNA, 911 nt
Organism: Phragmites australis (common reed)
Lineage: Eukaryota; Viridiplantae; Streptophyta; Magnoliopsida; Poales; Poaceae
Product: vacuolar iron transporter homolog 2-like
Exons: 1
Coding region: 25-759 (244 amino acids)
Biological process (GO): intracellular manganese ion homeostasis
Cellular component (GO): membrane
Molecular function (GO): manganese ion transmembrane transporter activity; iron ion transmembrane transporter activity
Source: RefSeq, a predicted model, not a curated record